AUGCCUAAUGGCCCAGUUCAUGAACAAUCUCAUCAUUCACCUAGACUGUCUCAUCAUAUCAUCUCAAAUGCUCAACUGCACGACUCUCUCACCAAGUUCUGGGAACUUGAAGAAGUUCCAGAGUCCUGCAACGAAACUCUCACCGUCGAGAAAGCUGAGUGUGAAGCUCACUUCCUAUCAACUCAUUCUCGAGAUGCAUCAGGACGAUACAUCGUCCGUCUACCAUUCAAAUCAUCAUAUCAGAAGCUAGGUGAAUCUCGUCAUAUUGCGCAGCGCUGUCUCGACCGUCUCAUGAAGCGUCUUUCUCAAAACCCAGAACUUCAAGGUCAAUAUACUGCUUUUCUCAACGAGUAUGAAUCACUUGGACACAUGACUCGAGUCUCAUCUACAUCGCCUGAACCUUCUCAUGUAUAUUAUUUACCUCAUCAUUGCGUUGUUCGCGAAGACAGCGAAAUCACAAAGUUGAGAGUCGUGUUCAAUGGAUCAAGCAAGACAUCAUCAGCCAGCUCUCUCAAUGAUCAUCUGCAUAUCGGCCCAAGCCUUCAAGCAAAGAUCUGUGAUGUACUGCUGUACCUCAGAAGUCACAGAUUCAUCUUCUUGACAGACAUUGUUAAGAUGUUUCGUCAAAUUCUCAUCCACCCUGAUGACAGGGACUAUCAGCGCAUCCUCUGGACAGAGAAUGGUCUCACUGUGGCUUAUCAACUCAACACCGUCACAUAUGGCACUAGACCAGCACCAUAUCUUGCUGGCAGAGCUCUCAAACAACUUCUCAUCGACGAAGGGUCUCAAUAUCCACUAGCAGUGGAACCCUUUCAAAAAGGCAGCUACGUCGACGACAUCGGCGGCGGUGCCGACAAUCUCAGCGAUCUCAACAGCAUGGCAAACAAUGUCGAGGCACUUUGCAAUUUAGGUUGCUUUCCACUAGCUAAAUGA
Messenger RNA from Microplitis mediator, 933 nucleotides. RefSeq lists its product as uncharacterized. Lineage: Eukaryota; Metazoa; Arthropoda; Insecta; Hymenoptera; Braconidae. The coding region runs from base 1 to 933 and encodes 310 amino acids. The record is from RefSeq and is a predicted model, not a curated record. The transcript is spliced from 2 exons.